Saccostrea echinata is the source of this 1239-nucleotide messenger RNA. RefSeq names its product mucin-2-like. Gene Ontology annotation, molecular function: chitin binding. NCBI's taxonomy places the organism in Eukaryota, Metazoa, Mollusca, Bivalvia, Ostreida, Ostreidae. The transcript is spliced from 2 exons. The coding region runs from base 1 to 1116 and encodes 371 amino acids. The record is from RefSeq and is a predicted model, not a curated record. Gene Ontology annotation, cellular component: extracellular region.
AUGCAACCUUCAACUGCAUCAAGUACCAUGAAAACCCAGUCAGUACAAACUACCCUGCCGACCAGCCAGAAAACCACACCUAACUCCAAUACAGGACCAAUCAAAACCACCCAUCACAUUGGUUUGACUAAUCGUUUUGACUGUACCGGAAAAGUAACUGGAUUCUAUGCUGAUCCAAAUUCUUGUUCAAAUUACUUCAUCUGUGCCGGUUCCCAGAGUUUAGAAGUGUCUUGUGCAUCCGGUCUUUUGUUCAAUGACGUUACCAAAUUUUGUGAUUUGCCAAGCAAUGUUAACUGCAAAGGUCAGCAGCAAGUGACCAAAACCAUCUUGAAAACCCCAUCUCCCUCUUCCAGCACGGCACAAAGUACACAACACAUGACCACAACUACAACUAAGGCUCCAUCUCCUUCUACCAGCAUACCGCAAGGUACUCAACACAUGACUAAGACCACAAUGAAGGCCCCAUCGCCCUCUACCAAAACACCACCAAGUUCUCAACAUGUUACCACGACUACAACUGUUGCACCGUCACCUUCGUCCAGCAAUACACAAAGUACAAAACAGGUGACAAUGGCUCCAUCUUCCACUACCAGUACGACACAAAGUACACAACACGUGACCACGACUACCACUAUGACUCCACCUCCAUCAUCCAGCACGACACAAAGUACACAACACGUGACCACCACUACCACUAUGGCUCCACCUCCAUCAUCCAGCACGACACAAAGUACACAACACGUGACCACCACUACCACUAUGGCUCCACCUCCAUCAUCCAGCACGACACAAAGUACACAACACGUGACCACCACUACCACUAUGGCUCCACCUCCAUCAUCUAGCACGACACAAAGUACUCAACACGUGACUAAGGGCACAACUAAGGAUCCUCAUAACCACGUACCUGCGUUUUAUCCGAACCAAGCUGGCACCUUCUGCAGUACGCAUGGAUAUGGUAUACACAGAGACCCUGCAGACUGUGGUAUGUUUUAUCAGUGUGGGCCAAAUCUUGAAUAUCACGAGCAAUGUCCCCCUGGCACGGUCUUCAAUAAAGCCAUCCAGAAUUGUGACCAUCCAUCCAGGGUUCCAGAAUGCAGAAACUACCAACCUUAGACAGAAAACAUAAAAAACUUUAGCUCUACCUCAAUUUUUGAAAUUUCUCUGUUUUCUUCGAAGAUAUUACUGGAAUGUUAUUUUAAAUUUUCAUUUUUUGAAGAAUAAAUAGUGUGCUUUUGA